AUAUCGGAAUAAAGUAAUUAUACGAGGUCCGUAUCUUUUUGGGUAUCUUAGAAGAGUUUGAGAUUUGAUCCCCUGUCCAAGACCCCUAAUCUUGUCCACGGGACACACGGGGAGGGAGAUGCCAGCGGGCUAGAGGUCUGCUAGCAGUUACAUCUUAUGUGUGAUUUUAUGGUCGGAUAAAAAAACAAGAUCCAUAGCCAUACGUAUCCAAUUCCGAAAUAGAGGAGAAAGGUGGAUGCUUUUUUACCUCCUCGCCAAGGUCACGCGUAAUCUAGGACAUGGGAAAAACUUCACAGCUGAAACCAGACGCCUUCGUCACGUAGAAGAUCAAUAAUCACGACAAGACAUCUUGGGCGCGUGUCAGUUAAACGCGGCUGAAAACAUUAGGCGGUGUUCUGACUUGGCCUUCUCCUGACCCAACGCGGUUGAAAUUUCGAGCCGACGAUGGACGGUAUUCGGGUAUUGUAGGAGGAAAACGACCCCAAUAAGAAGAAUCAACGGUUCGCAUAGGAAUUGUUCAAUCUGGCAGAUGGAGAGAGACAGAGAUGAUGGUAUUGCAGUUAAAGGAGAGAAUCCAGCGGCACUUGCAGUUGCAGAUGCAGAGGUUGAUGGCAAAGCCCAAUCGUCGGCUCUGAGCUCGACCCUCUUCCUGGAUCGUGUUGGCCAGGUCAUUCUGACCUUCAAUUCAGAUGGCUUGUCUUGGAGCAUGGUCCAGUCCUUCAAUAAUGAUGAGUCAAGUUGUUUGGGUGUCAAACUUGCUCCUAAAGUUGUAACUGAGAUCAAAUUCUCUGAUGUUUAUGCUGUUGAGCUAAUUGACUAUGGCUUGGUUCAUGAAUCAAAUCUGCCAAAUGCUGGAAAAUUUCUUGUUGGUCAUGACAAUGAGAUGUACUGGUUUAAAGUGCAUGGUUUCCAAAGGUCAAAAUCUCAGCCUUCUCUUUGGGUCUUGUCUCUAUUCACAUUUGGUCAUAAUGAUCCACAAAUGUGUCAGAUGUGGGUGAAUCGAAUUAAUGCUUCUCUGAACCUUGAAAUGGGGAGACCAAGAAAUCUUCUGGUUUUUGUUCAUCCAAGGAGUGGGAAAGGGAGUGGCUGUAAAAUCUGGGAAACUGUGGCACCUAUAUUCUCACGUGCUAAAGUCAAAACAAAGGUCACUGUGACACAGAAGGCAGGACAGGCAUUUCAUGUGAUGGCUUCUACUUCGAACCAGGAGCUUUACUCAUAUGAUGGUGUUGUAGCUGUUGGUGGUGAUGGUUUCUUCAAUGAAAUUCUUAAUGGGUUUCUUUCUUCAAGGCAUAAAGCUCCUUACCCACCAAGCCCAACAGAUAUUAUUCAUUCUGCUGAUGGACAUGGCAGUUCCUUGGUUCAUCAUGGUUCAAGUGGUACAGUUGCCGAGACUUCUUAUCGAAACGAAGAUGGGUCACCUCUUCUCUCAAGUACAGUGCAAAAUUUCACAGACCAAGAUCGUGACUUUCCCUUCUCUGAAGAACAGUUUAGAUUCGGAAUCAUUCCUGCGGGUUCAACUGAUGCCAUUGUGAUGUGUACCACUGGAACUCGAGAUCCCAUAACAUCAGCAUUGCACAUUGUACUAGGUAAAAGGGUAUGCCUUGAUGUAGCUCAAGUUGUAAGAUGGAAAACAACCUCUGCAUCAAAACUUGAUCCUUGUGUGCGAUAUGCAGCUUCUUUCGCCGGGUAUGGGUUUUAUGGAGAUGUCAUAACUGAGAGUGAAAAAUACCUCUGGAUGGGCCCCAAACGUUAUGAUUAUGCAGGAACAAAAGUGUUUAUGAGGCUCAGGUCAUAUGAGGCAGAAGUAGCUUACUUAGAAGUCGAAUCGGGGGAAGCAAAUUCAACAUCUGGCAGAGGUCACGUGAGUGGUAGCAUACGAGCAUUGUGGAGUCCGAAUAAAUCUGAAAGAGUGGUUUGUCGUGUAAAUUGUGCCAUUUGUAACGACAAACCAAUUCAUGUAUCUAUGGGAGAUCCCCAAACUACCACUUACUCACGACCAGAAAAAACAAGAUGGUUGAGAUCCAAAGGCCGUUUUCUUAGCAUUGGUGCUGCUGUAAUCUCUUGCCGAAAUGAAAGAGCACCAGAUGGUUUGGUGGCUGAUGCACACCUUUCGGACGGUUUCCUGAACCUCAUAUUGAUUAAAGACUGCCCUCAUGCUUUGUAUCUAUGGCACCUUACCCAACUUGCAAGGAGAGGUGGAACUCCCCUGAACUUUAAGUUUGUUGAGCAUCAUAAGACAACAGCUUUUGUGUUUACUUCUUUUGGCAAUGAGAGCGUUUGGAAUUUGGAUGGUGAGCCCUUCCAAGCACACCAACUCUCAGCACAAGUAUUUAGAGGCCUCGUUAGCUUAUUUGCAUCCGGUCCUGAAGUUUAACAGAAGACCUCGCAAAAGGGCUUCCAAAAGAAGAUCUUGCUUAUGCCUAUAUAUUACCAGUCGCCUUGUGAUCAAGUUAUUCGAUCAAUAUGGCUUCGUACAAAUGGCUUCUGGGUAUGGUGACAAUUAGCAAACAUUUCAGGGGGCCUUGUUUUGAGAGAGGCAGAUUAAACCUGCACCGGUGAUGUAUUACUUUGCAAGGAACUAGGGUGGGAGAAAAAGGAGUCUUGCAAUCCUGCUGACCAAACUUUCUUUCUCAGAAGUAGUCCAUAAUUUACAAAGUGGUCCAUUUUGUAAUGCAAAUUCGUACGUGAAACACAAUCAACUGUCAUCUUUCUUGCUCCAUACCAUCUAUCAGCCUUUUGUUUAUAGAAAUGAAAAUAUAAGUUUGGACCGAUCAAAUCUAGAUUGUUAACGGGUGGACAACAGUUUAAUGUUGAGCCAAAACUCUAUUAUCGAAGGGCAAAUAAAUUUGGACCAAAACCGAGGAAUAAUAUUUCGUAA
This is a messenger RNA of Carya illinoinensis, 2878 nucleotides long. Its product is annotated as ceramide kinase. Bases 530 to 2374 code for a protein of 614 amino acids. The transcript is spliced from 12 exons. Gene Ontology annotation, molecular function: kinase activity. The record is from RefSeq and is a predicted model, not a curated record. NCBI's taxonomy places the organism in Eukaryota, Viridiplantae, Streptophyta, Magnoliopsida, Fagales, Juglandaceae.